AAGACCUGUGUCGCGAACUAGAGAAUCAUCCAGGCCGGUGUGAUCCGAAUUCAGUUCAACGGAUACUCCUGCAGCUGUCCCUGCUCUGUUCCAGCCACCGUGCUCGCUGCAGGACCGCAAAUGAACCAAGCUCCUUUUCAUGACGUUCUGGAAACUACUGACUCUGUCGGGAGACGGGAGGAGAAAUCUUAUUUGAUUUGAGCCUUGUGCCAAAUCACUAGCUGGAAGCGCGAAUAUAACAUGUACAAAGAUGUAAUUGGGUCUUCUUGUCUGAGCAGUGGUGAAAAUCUAAAUAUCAUAGCAGCUUCAAUGUAAGAGAUUGAGGAAAGAUUGUGACCAUGGCUGCUGAAUCUGAUGUUCUGCACUUCCAGUUUGAACAACAAGGAGAUGUAGUCUUGCAGAAAAUGAACCUCUUGAGGCAGCAGAAUUUAUUUUGUGAUGUGUCAAUUUAUAUUAAUGACACCGAGUUCCAGGGACACAAGGUGAUUUUAGCUGCUUGCUCCACCUUUAUGAGAGAUCAGUUUUUACUCACGCAAUCAAAACAUGUCAGAAUCACCAUCUUGCAGAGUGCAGAAGUUGGCAGAAAAUUGUUGCUCUCUUGCUACACUGGAGCACUUGAAGUUAAAAGGAAAGAGCUUUUGAAAUAUUUGACUGCUGCCAGUUACCUUCAGAUGGUUCACAUUGUGGAAAAGUGCACAGAAGCUUUGUCAAAGUAUCUGGAAAUUGAUCUUUCUAUGAAAAAUAACAAUCAGCAUGCUGACCUGUGUCAAUCCUCUGAUCCAGAUGUUAAGAAUGAAGAUGAAAAUUCAGAUAAAGACUGUGAGAUCAUUGAAAUUUCAGAAGAUAGUCCUGUAAACAUAGAUUUCCAUGUUAAAGAAGAGGAAAGCAACGUUUUACAGUCUACAGUAGAGAGCUUGACAGCAGAGAGAGAGGAAAUGAGAUCACCAGAGCUGUCUUCAGUAGACAUGGGUUUUAAAGACAAUGAAAUUCGUAUCCUCCAUGUGGAAUCUAUCAGUACUGGGGGUGUAGAAAAUGGAAAGUUUUCACAGCCCUGUACCUCUUCAAAAGCAAGCAUGUAUUUCUCAGAAACACAGCAUUCACUGAUCAAUUCUACAGUUGAGAGCAGAGUGGCAGAAGUUCCUGGGAAUCAAGAUCAAGGCUUAUUUUGUGAGAACACUGAAGGAAGUCAUGGUCCAGUGAAUGAGGUUCAGAAUCUAGGGGAUGCUUUUUCCCUGAGGCACCAGUGCCCCCGGUGCCCUCGAGGGUUUCUUCACGUUGAGAACUAUCUGCGCCACCUUAAGAUGCAUAAACUGUUCUUGUGCUUACAAUGUGGGAAAACAUUUACACAAAAGAAAAAUCUCAACAGGCACAUUCGAGGGCACAUGGGCAUACGGCCCUUUCAGUGUACUGUGUGCUUGAAGACAUUUACUGCGAAAAGCACACUUCAAGACCACUUGAAUAUACACAGUGGGGAUCGGCCAUAUAAAUGCCACUGUUGUGACAUGGAUUUCAAGCACAAAUCUGCCCUCAAAAAGCAUUUAACCUCUCUCCAUGGCAGAAGCAGUGGUGAAAAACUACCCAGGCAUGAUCUGGAAAGGCAAAAUCUACUGUAACUAGAACCACACCUUGUUAUGUAAGCUGUAUGUCAUUCUGUUGGGCAAGUCUUUCUAUAGAAAUACAGCAUUUGUAAUAUUGCAUUUCCACCCCCAUCUUUAGAUCUUAUUUUUGGUCUUCCUACACAUGUUAUUCUUUCUGAACUUGUACUACCAGUUCCAAAGUGUGGGAGACAUGAUAAAGCUGAUAGGAUGCUGUCUUGUCUCAUGCAUUAUAUAUGAGUCUCAGUGGUUUAUCUCAAGAAAUAGUUUUCCUCUUAAAUAUUCUUGAUUCUAUUGGCAGAGGAUCCAGCAGUAUUUCCAGAUUCUGAUUUCAAAUCCCUAGAUAAUGGAUAUAGGUGUACAAUCCAAGCAUACCAUAACUUUAAUAAAUUAGGAUAAUGAGAAGAGGAAAAAAAAAUUUAAAGCAUACUAUUAUUCAUUGUUAGUCAUUUUAACAACAGGUAAGACUAGUGAAUUUUUUUUUAAUGAACUGUAUUGGAAAUUCUAAACUAAACACCAUGAUACCUGUUGUUUUAAACUGUAAAGGAACACCAUUCAGAUUCACUUGGAAGUAGCAGAAUUUCCUUAUACAUAAAGCUAAUAUUCCUUACAAUAGUAUUUCCAUGAGUUGUUAGUAUAUAUAUUUUGGAAUGAUUAAUUAGGCCCAGGUUUCUUGAUUUUAUUUAAUAUGGUGACAUUUAAUAACUUUGUGGCCAGUAAAAUUAUAUCAAUGGCAUGAAGCUCUAAGGUAUUUGCUAUGUUUUCUUUUUGAAAUUUAUUUUGUUAGUUAACAUACAGUAAGAUUGACUUGUUUUUGGUGUACAGUUCUAUGAAUGUACAGAGUUAUGUACAGAGUUAUAUAUGUACAGAGUUAUGCAGCCACCACUGCAAUCAGGAUGCAGAACAUUCCAUCACCCUCCAACACUUCUGUAUGCUUCAGCUUUGUAGUCAGCUCCUCCUCCUAGCACUAAACCCAGGCGCCAAUUCUCCAUUUUUAUAAUUUUGCCUUUUCUGAAAUACCAUGAAUGGAAUCUUAUAGUAUGUUCCCAUUUGAGAUGCUGUUUUCACUCAGUUUAAUGCCUUUGAUAUUCAUCCAUGUUGCUGUGUGUAUCAGUAGUUCAUUCCCUUUUUUUUUUUUUUUAUGUUGAAUUGGCAGCAUAUAUUAGUUUUCUUACUAUCACUAGAUGAACAGUUUAAAUAUGGGUAACUCCAAUACUUUGGCCACCUGAUGUGAAGAGCUAACUCAUUGGAAAAGACCCUAAUGCUGGGAAAGAUUGAGGGCUGGAGGAGAAGGGGACGACAGAGGAUGAGAUGGUUGGCUGGCAUCACCAACUCAAUGGACAUGAGUUGGGUGGACUCCAGGAGAUGGUGAUGGACAGGGAGGCUUGGUGUGCUGCGGUUCAUGGGGUCGCAAAGAGUCGGACAUGGCUGAGCAACUGAACUGAACUGAAGCUAUUAGUGUUCUUUUUUUUUUUCUUAGUUAAUUUAUUUAGGCUGCACCUGGUGUUAUUUGGGGCACAUGGGACCUUCUAGUUGUGGCAUGUGGAGUGUUGGUUGUGGCAUGCAGAAUCCUCAGUUAUAGUGUGUGGACUUUCUUGCCAAGAUGUCCAGGUUGGCCUUUUUCUUUCAUGCCGGACUAGGCCCCGAUAGUAGGACUUGACGCCUUCUUCUUGGGGGCUUUGAGCAGCAAGUCCUGGCUGCUGUUAAUUAUUGCUGGGGUUUCUCAGGGCCAUCCUGCAAGCCUUUUGAGUUACAAAUGUCCUUGAGGUCCUUGUGGCCAGCAGAGCCCCUUUGUGCAGCUUGUUCAGCUGAAGAGACCAUGGGGAGGGGGGAGCUGAGAUUCUACACUUCAUGGCCUUCCUGUCAUCCUGUACCUCGUGAAACUGUAAGCCUGGAAGGCUCUUCAUGUAGUGCUGGCAGCCAGCUUUUCUGGGGGCGUCUCCACACUGCCAGCCUGUCUGCCAUGAGGAACCUGGCAUCUAGGACCCUGCACAAGUCGGGUCAUGAAGGGAAAGUCCUCAGCCUCAUCUGGUCCCGUUCAGCUCUCAAGGGUUCCAGGUUUAGUCUUAGCUGAUCCCUAUCAUGUUGCCUUUCUUCUGCUUUUUUGCAUUUUCCACUUCUCGUAGGAGACUUCUCUGCCAGAGCCGCCAUUCUCUGAGAUAAAGCUGAAGCCUCUUAGAUUCUGAAAAAAGUUUGUCAACAGUUUUGACAAACAUUUAUUACGUUCUUCAUUCAUUUUUUUCUCUCUGCCUUGACUUGGAGAGCACGGCCGCCACCUGACCAACUCAGCCUCCCCCUUGGGGAGCAUCUCUGCUAUCCACAGGGUCUGCUGCAGCUUCUGCUCUGCCAGCUCCAGGAGUUCCUGCAACUGGUGGUUUUCAGCCUCAAUUUCACGAACACUUCGUUGCAGUUUCAUGUUCACUUCCUUAGAUUUGAUGAGGUCUUCUCUGGCUGUGUACACAUCUGUCAUGUGAGUUGAGAGGACUGCCAGGCGCUCCCUCAUCUGGCUCUUCUCUCUUGACUACUUAUCUAUGAUUUCCUGGAGUUCCAUCAAUAUAGCAGCGUCUUCCUCAUGAGGACCAUCAGAAGAUCUCCACAGAGAUCAGGUUCCUGGAGGUCUCUGCCAUCACAUCCGUGUACAAGGCCCUCUAAGCAGAGUUCAGGCAUUCCCGCUCCUGAGAGAAUUCAAUGGCCGUGUCCUCAAAGGUCAACUGUUCCUGAGAAAAAGCCAUUCCAGAUUCCAGUUCUUUCCUUUUCCAUAGGCCACGUGAGUCCUUGGAAAUUUAUCUUGAAAGUUUGAAAGAGGUUUAUUGCUUAGAAUCAGCAUUCCCAUUCCUGUGCCACAACCACACGCACAUGGAUGACCUCACCAUGUGGAUAGACAGUCCUCUGCUGCUCACAGUCACAGGAGGGAUUCAGCACAGCAAACUCCCACACAGAGGCCAACAGGUAAGGUUUCCCACACAUCCCUUCAGGUCAGGCUUGCCCGGGAGUUCCCUGGUGGCCUAGUGAAUGGUUAGGAUUCUGUGCUCUCACUGUCAUGGCCUAGGUUCAAUUCCUGGUGAGGGAACUGAGGUUCUGCCAGCCAAGAAACUUUCCAGUAUAUAAGAAGAGGAGAAUAAGGCACUCAGGCCUGGAGUAAACCAGUAAUGGCAACGUCUGGAUUUGCUUGAGGCGGAGGACCAGGUGCUGGGAUUUGAGGUCUCUGGAGGGUUCCACAUGAACCCGAAGUGUAGCGGGGUACCAUGCAGCACAAAUUUACAUUAGAAGCCCUCCUUGAGAGUUUUAUUGCAUAUUUUCAGAAAUGUGCCAAAAGCUAAACCAGGAUGUGUGGUUAUUUUACCGAGAGUAAUAUUAAGGUUGUGUUAAUGAGCCAUGGCUUUCUAACAUCCCUGUCUGCAUGUAAUACAAAACGUUUUGUUGGUAUAACAAGAUUUAAACAUACUGCAGGGCACAUCAUAUUUUCUAAAACACAGGAACUACUUUUAGUAAAGAAGCCUGACUAGAUACAUCUUAUUUCAAGAUGUUCUGUGCCUCCUCCACUCACCUCAGCUUUAUUUAGAAUUUCUGUUACAUUUAGUUUCUGUGGAAGCCCUUUCACAUUUUAAAUUGUAAUAUACUUUGUACCAUUUAAUGUAUUUUGUGAUGAAUCACAUGUUGAUUGUAUAAGUGUUAAAUAUCCUUUUUGUGAUACUUUGUGAAAAAUAAAUUCUUUAUAGACUUUUAACUCUGGGAGAGAUUUUAAAUAAUCCGGCUCUCAUAUUGGAUAAGAAAAACAACUUUAUAACACCCAGGUCACUAGUUAGUGACAUUGGGUAGGUCAUCUCUCCUUGAGCUUUUCAUAAGUUUAUAUGUAGAAUGACAACUUUGAUUUUGACAAAGUAAGAUCAUUUCCAGGUCUAAAAUUCUUUGAUUUUAUAUGUAAAUCUCCCUGAAUUUCUAAGGACAGAGAAGAGGGAAAAGCCAGGGAGGAGAGUUUUGUGUCUUUAUUAAUGUUGCUACUUGAGUACUCCAUUGGAGGCAGAAUUUUUCUGAAUUAAACUUUUUCUUCCACUGGAGAAUUUGAUAGCACAGUGUUCGGUUUUCUUUCCCAUUUGACCUAUGAUUGGCCAUUUUUAGGCAUGAGAACAUUUUCCUUUCAGAAACAGUUUAUGAUUAAAGUACUCUUAUUUUUGCUUCCUAGAAUGAAGUUUUGUGGGGGAGGGAUGGAGAUGGGAGGGAGAGUAAAAGAAUAGAAAUAAACUUUUUUUUUUUUUUUUAGAAAUUGAUAUCUAUCUUUGAUGUUUGAAAAAAUUAUGAUUGUACUAUGUUUUUGCUUUAUGUGUGCCUUGUAAAAUUCUUGUGAAAUUUUUUGUAAGCUCUUUGAGACUUGCUUGUGGGGCAGGGCUGUUUUGUGAAAGUGAUGGUUGUUAUUUAUUAUUAUUUAUUCCUGUUGACUAGCACAGAGUGAUCUCAGGUCAUUCCUGGGGGAGUGUCUGUUUGCAUGAUGUAUCUAAACAAUUUCAGGAAAAUGAAAUCGUUUUUUAAAAUGCAAAGUAAAAUGUUGAAUUUAUUCAUUGAAAACAUUCACUUUUAGUUCUUUGUGGUUGCUGGUAUGAUGGGAAAAGUAUGCAGUAUGUUUUGGUUCAGCUUCUUCAUUUACUGGAUUUAUGUAUAAAAGAUCUCAGAGAGACAAUUGUUAGUUCAGUGUAAAAGAAAAUCCUUGCCCUUUUCCCCUGGAUGUUAACUAUACUAUAUGUUUACAUAAGAAAUAAUAAACUGGAAAUGGGAAUGGG
Molecule: messenger RNA, 6370 nt
Organism: Dama dama (fallow deer)
Lineage: Eukaryota; Metazoa; Chordata; Mammalia; Artiodactyla; Cervidae
Gene: ZBTB6
Product: zinc finger and BTB domain containing 6
Exons: 2
Coding region: 339-1613 (424 amino acids)
Biological process (GO): regulation of transcription by RNA polymerase II
Molecular function (GO): RNA polymerase II cis-regulatory region sequence-specific DNA binding; protein binding; DNA-binding transcription factor activity, RNA polymerase II-specific
Source: RefSeq, a predicted model, not a curated record